CCCAAAGGAAUCUAACUGGGAGUCAAACUAUAGACCUCAUCCUUAAAAACACAAAACCAGAGACCAGAGACUGGACUAGGGACAAAGACCAGACACCAGACCUAAGACACACCUAAGGACCAGACCAGAGACUAGAGUCUAGACCUCAGACCAAAGUCCAAACCUGAGACCAGAGUCCAACCCAAGUCUGAGACUUACACCUGGACCAUACCCAAAGCAGAAUCCAAAAUGUUCCCCAGGAGUGUGCAGCUGCUGUUCACAACGGUGAUGGUGCUGUCCUCCGUCCUCUGCGCUCCCUCCAGUGGAGCCCAGCCUGUGGGGUGUCAGACACGAGGUGCAGAUCUGUCCCUGGACCAGGACCAGGACCGGACCGUCCUCUGUCCCUCAGACUGUCCCCACAGAGUCUCUGUGUUUGGGACCAAAGUGUACGCCGCUGUGUCCUCUGUGUGUGGAGCAGCUCUACACAGUGGUGUGCUGGGCAUGUCUGGGGGUCCCGUGGUCGUGAAGAAGCUGCCUGGGCGUCUGAACUACAUGAAAUCUUAUUCAAACGGAGUCCAGUCCCAACACCUGCCCCGCUGGACCUCCUCCUUCAGCCUCGACUAUGCGGAGCAGGAGCCCCUGGAGCUCAGCAGUCAGACCAGCACCACGGCUCUCCCUGCAGAGGAACCAGUGAAAAAGCCCCUGAAGAAAAUUACAGUGAAGAAGGUGCUCAACAGAGGAAACAAAGACUGUCAGCUGGACGUGAUGGUGGUACUAGACGGCUCGGAGAACAUUGGGCGUCGCAGGUUUAAUCUCCAGAAGAACUUCGUGGUUCGUUUGGCUUCUUUCCUCAAAGUGGGACCGAUUGGACCUCACGUGGGUCUGGUCCAGGCCAGCGGAGCUCCAAAGACUGAGUUCCUCCUGAACAACUUCACGCAGCCCAAAGACCUGCUCUACGCCAUCAAGGAAGUAUCCUACAGCGGAGGAGAAACCAACACAGGUAAGGCGAUCCUCCACGCUGCAGAGUCCCUGUUCUCUCAGGAGCGUGGGGGGAGGAGGGGGCAUCCUAAGGUGCUCUUGGUGCUGGUGGAUGGGUGGCCCUCAGAUGAUCUGGACCAGGCCUCGGUUAUGGCCCGAGAGUCCGGGAUCAACGUGUUCCUAGUCUCUGUGGCCAAACCCUCUGCCGAUGAGCUGCCCAUGGUCCCAGACAAGGACUUCACAAAGAAGGCGGUGUGUAAAGACAACGGUCACUUCUCAUUCUCCAUCCCGAGCUGGUUCAGCGCCAACAAGCACGUCAAAACUUUGACCCAGAGACUCUGCUCAAUGGACAACCUCCUCUGCAGUAAAACGUGUUAUAAUUCAAUAAACCUGGGCUUUCUGAUUGACGGCUCGUCCAGUGUGGGAGACUCAAACUUCCAGAUAGUUCUGGACUUUUUGGCGGAAAUCGCUCAGCACUUUGACAUCUCCGACGUGGCCGCUCGAGUUGGUGCUGUACAGUUCACGUACGACCAGCGUCUGGAGUUCGGGCUGCAAGAAUACUCUAACAAACAGGAGGUUCUGGGUGCCCUCAGAAGCAUCUACUACAUGAGUGGAGGCACGGCCACUGGAUCGGCAAUAGAGUUCGCCACACACCACCUGUUCAGCAGGAGGAGCUCUCGGGGGCGGGACUUCCUGGUGGUGAUCACUGAUGGACAGUCGUACGAUGAUGUCAGAGCUCCGGCGAUCGCUGCACACAAACAAGGUGUGACAAUGUUGGCGGUAGGUGUGGCCUGGGCUCCUGUGGAGGAUCUUAGGGACAUGGCAUCAGAGCCCAAAGAUUCUCACACGUUUUUCUCUCGUGAGUUCAGCGGUUUGCACGAGUUUAUCCCGAACAUCGUCAAAGCCAUCUGCCGACAGUUCAAUGAAAACAACUGAGGAGCAGCACUUUCAUUUACAACAAGAAUUAACAGAUCAAAUAAAAAUCUACAGCACAGCCCCAUUUUAUGAUAAAACAGAAGGAUGAUAAAGGGUCAGAGGUUAUUACAGCACAACUUGACUGCACAUUUUAUUAAAACUCCUCUGUCAGAUGAGACAUCUCUCAUUCUUCCAGGAGUGUUUCAAUAAAGAAACCAAGAUGUUUGGGCUCCCAUCCAGAAGCUGAUGUAAAAUGACUUCUGGAUGGCAGCCGAAAAGUCUUGAUUACAAAAACCUUAAAACAUUAGUCAUUAUAUUCAGAUAAAAAAACAAAAAUAUACUUUGUGCUAUAGAUAAGAUAAGAUAUAUUUAAUGGUCCUUCUACAUUACACCAAAGCAACUUUUCAUUCAAACAUGUUUCAGUAAUCCUGCACAUUUAGUCUGUCUCCCUCUGUACAGCUCACAACACUCUAUUACACCUGGUGAUGUCAUCAGGAGGUUAUCCAGAAGUGCUCCUCUGGAUUUUUAAAGUCCAUACACUUUCAUCACAUGCUCAAAUGACCUGUACUGCACAUAACCACC
Molecule: messenger RNA, 2454 nt
Organism: Boleophthalmus pectinirostris (great blue-spotted mudskipper)
Lineage: Eukaryota; Metazoa; Chordata; Actinopteri; Gobiiformes; Gobiidae
Gene: coch
Product: coagulation factor C homolog, cochlin (Limulus polyphemus)
Exons: 15
Coding region: 229-1893 (554 amino acids)
Source: RefSeq, a predicted model, not a curated record